UUUAAUUGUCCAUCAGCAGUGAAAAUUAAGACUCGAGUCGGCUUUUUCAGAAUGUGGAAAUUUCUAUUAGUGGCAAUUUUAGCAAUAAAUCAUUGCAAUGCUGUGUUGGAAAGCGAUGCUAAUACGCUGGUACUGCUAGACAAUUUGGCCAUACGCGAAACACAUUCCAUUUUCUUUAAAUCACUGCAAGAUCGUGGCUUUAAGCUGACCUAUAAGCUAGCUGAUGACUCUGGCUUACUCUUAUCGCGCUACGGCGAAUACCUAUACAAGAAUCUGAUAAUCUUUGCGCCCAGUGUAGAGGAAUUUGGCGGCGAUAUCAGCGUCGAGCGACUCGCCCAGUUUGUGGACGACGGCGGCAACGUUUUGGUUGCGGGCAGCGAGAAGUCUGGCGAUGCCCUGCGUGAGUUUGCCUCCGAGUGCGGAUUCGAGCUGGACGAGGAGAAGGCGGCGGUCAUCGAUCAUUUGCACUACGAUGUGAGCGAUACGGGCGACCACACCACGAUCCUGACCUCGGCACUCAAUCUGAUCGAUGCGGCCAGUGUGGUGGGCAACGAGAAUCGCAAGGCAGAUGCUGCUCCGCUACUUUAUCGCGGCACUGGACUCAUUGCCGACAAGGAGAAUCCGCUGGUGCUAAAGCUCUUAACGGCCGAGAGCAGCGCCUACAGCUACAAUCCUGAGCAGAGCGUUUCCGACUAUCCUCAUGCUGUGGGCCGUAACACUCUGCUAAUUGCUGCCCUGCAGGCACGCAACAAUGCACGCGUCGUCUUCUCCGGCUCGUUGCAGUUCUUCGCCGACGAAUCCUUCACCAUGGCCGUGCAGUAUGCACAGAACGGCGCCUUCUUCAAGCAGGCGGGCAACCGUCCCGUCGCCGAGUCAAUUAGCAAGUGGGUGUUCGGGGAAAGCGGCCGGCUGCGCGUCGCCUCCGUGCGCCACCAUAAGGUGGGCGAGAAAAAUCCCCCAGAGCAAGCGUACACGAUCACCGAUCCCGUUGUCUACACGAUUGCCAUCGAGGAGCUGGUCCAGGGCAAGUGGCAGCCAUUCAAAGCCAACGAUAUUCAGCUAGAAUUCGUACGCAUCGAUCCGUUUGUGCGCACCUUCCUCAAACAAACGAAGAGUGGCAGCUAUGAGGCCCGCUUCAAAAUACCGGACGUCUAUGGUGUCUAUCAGUUUAAGGUAGACUACAAUCGGGUGGGCUACACUCACCUGUACAACACCACCCAGGUGUCGGUGCGUCCAUUGGAGCAUACACAAUAUGAGCGAUUCAUACCGAGCGCAUUCCCCUACUACACUAGCGCCUUCUCCAUGAUGAUCGGCGUUUUUGUGUUCUCGUUCGUCUUCCUGCACUUCAAGGAGGAGACCAGAACUGGCAAGGAUGACAAAAAAACCCAAUAGAUCUUAGUAUUUAUAUGAACAAUUUUUUCGCGUAUGCAUCUAAUAUCAAAUGAAUGUGCAUAUAUUUCAAUAAACGC
Messenger RNA from Drosophila arizonae, 1469 nucleotides. It is a transcript of the gene Ost48, whose product is annotated as dolichyl-diphosphooligosaccharide--protein glycosyltransferase non-catalytic subunit Ost48. NCBI's taxonomy places the organism in Eukaryota, Metazoa, Arthropoda, Insecta, Diptera, Drosophilidae. The record is from RefSeq and is a predicted model, not a curated record. Gene Ontology annotation, cellular component: oligosaccharyltransferase complex; endoplasmic reticulum membrane.